AAGCAGUCCUAAAGGGACCAGCUCAUCUUCUCAUAAGCUCGAAGUCAGAAAUAUUGCGUGAAAAAUCUUCUGACCGGAAGGGUGUAUUAUAUCCUGAAAAAAAUACAUCUGAUUCCCUCCUGCA
Funneliformis geosporum is the source of this 124-nucleotide messenger RNA. NCBI's taxonomy places the organism in Eukaryota, Fungi, Glomeromycota, Glomeromycetes, Glomerales, Glomeraceae. The record is from the annotation of a GenBank genome assembly.